UCCAGCACUUCCCGCUCCGUUGCGACUCAACCACGUCCCGUGACUUAUUCUAGUUUAUUCAGGUUUCAUUUUUUUCUGGAAUAAACCCACUGCGGCGGCGGACUCUGAUGGCGCAGACCGAUGUGAACACGUCUGAGGGGCCAUAAAUGUGUCGUUAAACUUGUGACGGACGAAUCAUGUGGAGAGUCCACGGUUUUGUUGGAAGAGUUCUACAUCGAUGCAAUGGCAGCGCCCCCCUGCGACUGACCCAGAGCCACCACGUGGAGGAUGAAGUCUUCAACAGCUCAGCUGUCCUCUCCACCUCUCGACAAUCCUCCGACAGCAGCUCUCACAAUGAGCAGGAUGGAGGGAGGAGGAAGAAACACAGAACCUUUCAGUUUGGCUAUGCUGAGCUUCCACAAUACACAGUGCUGGAUGCUGUGGGAUGGGGGGCAGCAGCAAUUCUGUUUAUGCAGAUCUGCAAGAGGAUCCACUCUCGGUUCUCAUCAGGCACAGAACCCGGUCUGAUCCCUGGAGCCUUAAAUGCCCCCUCUUCCCUGCCAAAGUGUGGCUACCGCAUCCUGUUGGAAAUCUUGUCCAGGCGUGAUGUCCUGCCCAGAGGAAAGAGAUUAUUGUGCCUUCAGGGGGCGCCAGAACGACAGAACCAAGAUCAAACCAAGGCUCAUCAGAGCAGCAGCAGCAGCAGCAGCAGCAGUUCAGGUGGUGCCAGUCAUCACAGCAGCAGUGAGGGUCAGACCACAUGCAGCUCCAUCUCUGACCACCAGAGGGCACUCCUCAACCAGAAUUCACCUAUACCUGACACAGAGGAACCACUUCUCUCGGCAUCCCAUCCUCUCCAGAAUGACAUCAACACAGAGACUAAAGAAGAUGGUCACAAGGACAUGUCUGAGGAGAGGCUGGAAGAAGCAACAAUGAACCUCAGACAUGUGGGAGACAGCAGUGUGUCCGUUAUUCUCAACAUCAUUGGUCUAGAAAGUGCCAAGAGGGAGAACUAUGAGGAAGCAUUCACCUGUUUCCUCGCUGCAGCGCAGCACGGUUACACUAAAGCCCAGUUUAAUGUUGGUGUGUGCUAUGAGAAAGGCAGAGGAGUCAGCAAGGACAGAGAGAAGGCUCUGUAUUACUACAGAGAGGCAGCAGGCGGUGGUCAUGCACAGGCUCAGUACCGCUAUGCAAAGCUUCUCCUGACCAGCAGAGUGCAGAGUUUAGAGGAGCUGAACACGGCCAUCGACCUCCUGGAACAUGCUGCUGCAGCUGGACUCACAAAGGCUCAGCUCUGCCUUGCAUCAGUUUAUUCCCAGAAGCUAGUAAGAGACGGGAGCAAGUCAGUCCUGUACCUGAAGAUGGCAGCACAGGACGGGGAUGACACUGCCCUGCUGUUCCUGGGUCAGUGUCAUGAGCAUGGUUUUGGGGUGCAGCAGAACCUGAGGACUGCAAUUGAAUUCUACAGACAAGCAGCUCAAGCAGGAAACAAGGAGGCUAAGAGGUUACUGAUGCCUCCUAAUGGCACAGAUGUUAAGGUGGGAGAUGCUGUGUUGCGCUCCAUCAGUUCAGCCCCCUGUUUCUAUCGGCAGCCGCAGCAGCCAUCGCUCUCCUCUCUGGCCAGUCGUGUCCCUCCCUCCACCAGUCACCCCACCACCCUUCCUGCCCUGCCCCACUCCUGGAGCACUGGGAGCCUGUGUGUGUCUCAAACACUGUCUUCUGCUCCUCUUCACCUCCACCCCCACAGCACAGUGGGAAGAACCUGCCAAUGGACAGUGGGUAUUGGAUAGUUCUCCUGGGGCAGCGCUGGCCAAACUAAGUACUGUUAAGAAUGUACUGUUUUUAUUUUAUGGCAUGGAUGGGUUUUUUUUGUUGGUUUGUGUUUUUUUACACGAGUGGAAAAGUGUUGGGGUUGUUGUACAUAAUGUUGAAGUCUGGAUUUGAGUGAAAAGUUUUGUACUACUGUUUUUUUUUUUUUUGAAUACACUCUCUGACAAUAAUAUGCGCACAGUGGAUCCUCUUCUAUAGCUAUGCUUCUGUUUCGUACAGCGUUUUAUAAGCUUCCCUGUAAAAUGUUCUCCUCUGAGAGUGUGAUCGAUGUGCCUUCAUGUGGGUUGAGAUUUUCAGGUGGUUAAUGGUGUCUCGCUGUCCUUGUGACGUGGGUUUAAUCACUUCAUUUUGUCUCCUGCGAAAUGUAGUGCUUUAUGUAAUUGUCAUGUUUUAACAGUGAAUGAUACAGUUUCUUUACAGGGGAAAUGGUUCUAUGCUGUGUGUAAA
Messenger RNA from Solea senegalensis (Senegalese sole), 2256 nucleotides. It is a transcript of the gene dele1, whose product is annotated as DAP3 binding cell death enhancer 1. The transcript has 12 exons. The record is from RefSeq and is a predicted model, not a curated record. Gene Ontology annotation, molecular function: protein binding. The coding region runs from base 177 to 1769 and encodes 530 amino acids. Lineage: Eukaryota; Metazoa; Chordata; Actinopteri; Pleuronectiformes; Soleidae.